This is a messenger RNA of Melanotaenia boesemani (Boeseman's rainbowfish), 1553 nucleotides long. Its product is annotated as inactive pancreatic lipase-related protein 1-like. Gene Ontology annotation, biological process: lipid metabolic process. NCBI's taxonomy places the organism in Eukaryota, Metazoa, Chordata, Actinopteri, Atheriniformes, Melanotaeniidae. Gene Ontology annotation, molecular function: triacylglycerol lipase activity; protein binding. The record is from RefSeq and is a predicted model, not a curated record. The transcript has 13 exons. The coding region runs from base 100 to 1509 and encodes 469 amino acids.
AGCCUCUCCAACAUCUGUGUGCUUCCCUGAUCCCUGUGUGGGCUAAAAGGCAGCUGACAGAGUCUGAAUCUGCUCACUACCUGCUCGUCUGGCUUGGAGAUGACUCUGAUGUGGAUUUUGACUCUUCUCUGCUCUUUCACUGCUGCAUCAUUCGCGGCGGAGGUCUGUUAUGAGGAGCUGGGCUGCUUCAGUGACCUUCCUCCUUGGGGGGGCACCACACAGAGACCUGCUUCGGCUGUGCCCUGGACCCCUGAAAGGAUAGGCACACUCUUCCUCCUCUUCACUCAGAAGAACAACUACUACCAGGAGAUCAAACCCGACUCAUCCAUCGAUAUAUCCAACUACGGCGGGAAUAGAAAGACUCGGUUCGUCAUUCCUGGUUAUUUGGUUGAAGGAGACGAGGACUGGCCACAGAGAAUGUGCAAGGCUGUGGUGAAGAAGGAGAAUGUGAACUGCAUUGCAGUUGAGUGGAAGGCGGGAGCAAGGGCUCGGUAUGUUCAGGCUGCCAACAACGCCCGGGUGGUGGCUGCUCAGGUGGCCCACAUGAUCACCUUCCUCAUGGACCACUUCCAGCAGACUGCUGAUAAGUUCCACAUUAUCGGACACAGCGUGGGAGCUCACGCUGCUGGAGAGGCUGCAAGCAGAAUUCCUGGUCUGGCCCGGAUCUCAGGACUGGAUCCAGCUGAGCCGUACUUCCAAGGCACUGACGCUUCUGUGCGUCUGGACACCAGCGACGCUGCCUUGGUGGAUGUCAUUCAUACAGACAGCCGUCCCUUCGAGUCCAAACUCGGUUUGGGGAUGACAGAGUAUGUGGGUCACAUUGACUUUUACCCCAACGGAGGGGAACUGAUGCCUGGUUGCUCCGCUAACACAGGCCUUUCCAAUGACCUGGACUCCAUUUGGGACGGUACCUCGAGGUUUGACGUCUGCAACCAUGCUCGAGCCUAUGAGUACUACAUAGAAAGUAUUAGUAAAUCCGGAGGCUUUGUUGGAUUCCCCUGCUCAGAUAAGAAAAGCUUCGCUGAUGGAAAGUGUUUCCCAUGUGCAGACAGCCAGUGUCCCCUGAUGGGCCACAAUGCUGACAAGUUCCCUUUGACUGAUGGCAUUUCAAAGACAAAGUACUUCCUCAACACCGGUAGAUCAAAGCCUUUCAGCCGCUACAGCUACAAAGUGUGGGUUACCUUGGAUGGUCCCAGCUGGCCAAACCUCGGCUUCAUGUUUGUAGCACUUGCUGGAAAAAAGGAAAGCACCAAGGAGUUCCAGCUUCAUCUGGGAGCUCUGACUCCUGGACGGGUAUACGAUGUGCUGUUUGACGCUGAGGUGGAUGUUGGUGAAGUGACAGAGGUGAAGUUUCGGUGGAACAACCACAUCAUCAACCCCCUGAAGCCUAAAUAUGGAGCGUCGAAGGUGGAGCUGCACAGAGGAAGAGACAACAAGAUAACCAUCUUCUGUGGAACAGGAAGGGUGACUGAGAAUAAGAUCCAGUCUGUGCUUCCAUGCCAAGCCUAAGCAAAAACAGCGCUCUGGAGUUUUAAUUAAAGUUUGCAUUUAAA